This is a messenger RNA of Peronospora belbahrii, 864 nucleotides long. The record is from the annotation of a GenBank genome assembly. NCBI's taxonomy places the organism in Eukaryota, Oomycota, Peronosporomycetes, Peronosporales, Peronosporaceae.
AUGGCUGCAUCGCUGGACCUUGCUAGCUUGCAAUCCAUGGCAAAGACGCUUCAAGGCAGUUUUUUGAGUCAGGUGUUGGUGCUACUGUUUCUCGUGCUGGUGCUGCGCUACGUGGCUGCAUUCUGGCGCACCGGGUUGUCACCGUAUGAGGUGCAGACGUGUCCGCCCAUCAACCCGCAUGUGCACUAUCGCUAUGGGGUAUCGCAGAUGCAGGGGAGAAGGCCAUAUAUGGAGGAUCGACACACAGCUAUAUCAGACUUGAAUGGAGACCCAAAGCAAAGCUUUUAUGGCAUCUUUGAUGGCCACGGAGGCGAGGGAGCUGCAAAUUAUUGCGUGCAGGCAAUGUGUCAGAAUGUGAUCCGAGAGCCGAUGCUUACUAAGGAACCUGUAGAAGCUUUGAAGAACGGAUUCCUGCGUACAGAUCAAGAGUAUUUACAGAUUGCUAACCACAAGAACUCAGAGGAUGGAACGACGGCAGUUGUAGUGCUUACACAGGGCGAUGAGAUGUUUGUGGCACAUGCGGGUGAUUCUCGAGCUAUAUUGGUACAUCGUAGUGAAGGUAUCCUUGCUGUGUCCCGGGCGAUUGGCGACCGCAUGCUCAAGCCGUUCGUCGUUGCAGAACCUGAAGUGAAACAGUUUACACGAACGGAUGCAGAUCGCUAUGUUGUGCUAGCUAGUGACGGAGUGUGGGAUACGGUCUCGAAUGAAGAUGUAGCUCAACUGGUACUCAAAUACGAAGACCCACAGGCUGCAGCUCAGCGCAUUAUGGAGGAAGCAUACGCACGAGGAAGUAUGGACAACAUUUGUGCAAUGGUGAUUGACUUGAGAGCAGAAAAGAUAGAAUGUUCUGCCACUGAUAGAUAA